Messenger RNA from Purpureocillium takamizusanense, 3525 nucleotides. RefSeq lists its product as uncharacterized. Bases 278 to 2770 code for a protein of 830 amino acids. Lineage: Eukaryota; Fungi; Ascomycota; Sordariomycetes; Hypocreales; Ophiocordycipitaceae. Gene Ontology annotation, molecular function: RNA polymerase II cis-regulatory region sequence-specific DNA binding; DNA-binding transcription factor activity, RNA polymerase II-specific. Gene Ontology annotation, biological process: regulation of transcription by RNA polymerase II. The transcript has 4 exons. The record is from RefSeq and is a predicted model, not a curated record.
CCUCGCAACAGGAAAACAACUCCAAACACAACAGCCAUCUGCAGGUCGACUGCGGCAGUCAAGAGCAGCAAGCGCGCGCCUCACGGCCAUCUUCUGCGCCCAGACCACGACUUUCAUUGCCGCGGGACGCUUUCUUCUCUUUUCUUCGCUUUUUCCCGGUUCUCGUCGGCCGCCGUCGCCUUUCCGACUCGUGCGGGCCCAGCCAAUGUUUGUUGUUCGGUAGCACCGCCAGACCGUCCAACCUCUACUUCCCGCCACCCAGCGCCGCUCCUUCGGCAUGGAACAGGACAACCCGGCCACCAGAGGCGCCGCAGCCGCCGCGGCCAAGUCGAGAAGCAUGAAGCGGCCACAGUCCCGCGCUUCCACGACCUCCAUCCACAGUGCCACAACCCAACCAAACAUGGACCACUCGGGCUUCGCAGACACUUCCAGCAUGUAUGCUGGCCAAUGGAUGUCCAACGACAAGCCCAUGAACUCGACGGCCCAAAUGUCCACCGAGGAGAUGAUGAUGGUACAGGCUGCCACCAGCAUGCAGUCAGGAAACCACGACUUCUCUAUGGAUAACUCGAUGUCCGCACCCAUGACCCAUCACCACAUGUCCUAUCAACAGCAGGCUACACAGCAGCAGCAGCAGCAGCACCCCAUGGCUCGCCAUCCGCUACCAAACGAGCAGUACGGCGGCAACGCGAGCUUCACUGACGGCGACACCCAGAUGCUGGACAGGGACGACAAUGACGAUGCCGAUCUCAUGGGCGGCGCUGUCGGCGCACCUAAGCCCGCCACGAGGUCGAGCGCGAACAAUGAGCUCGAGAUGAGGCAGCUGUUUGGCGCUAACCGCCACCGCACACUUCAGGACGUCGCUGGUGAGCUGCACGGCAAUGAGCGCGGUCCAAACUCAGAACGGACGCGACAGGUUUUUGCUAUGCUUUGGAUCAACUCGGUUUGUUCCAAGGGUAAGGGUUCGGUUCCGCGUGGUCGCGUCUAUGCCAACUAUGCAUCUCGCUGCGCUACCGAGAGAAUUACGGUCCUCAACCCCGCCAGCUUUGGUAAGCUCGUGCGCGUCCUCUUCCCAGGACUAAAGACUCGUCGAUUGGGAGUGCGUGGAGAGUCCAAGUAUCACUACGUCAACUUCGCGCUCGUCGAAGACCAAGGUGAUUCGCGCGACUCGCAGCCCCCUGUCCCACGCCCGCUGCCCGAGGCACAGGGCUUUGGCCAAAGUUUCAGCAGAUCUCAGUCGCAAUCCAACGGACCUGCUGGUCGAGGCUCGCUACCCGCUCCAGAGGGCUCUCGUCCGAGCCAAAGGGAGAAUGGGGAGGCUGGUGCUGAUGCUCGAACCCACAGCCUUUACAACCAGCCAGAGCUGGCCAGCUUUGACACCAUUCAUAGCACCUCCACCAAGACGUCUUUGGAGCUGGCGUUCCUGUCCGUCGAUGACGAGUCCAACGUCAAGCAGUCGGAGCCCAUUGCGCUGCCGGCAAUCGAACCGUACCUGCCGCACGGUACCGAUCCCGAUGCCGCCAAGUCAUUGUCGGCCUUGUAUCGGUCUCACUGCACCUCUCUGGUAGAGUGCAUCCGUUACUGCCGCGAGAAGACCUUCUUCCACCUCUACACUUCUUUUCAGGGCACGCUCACGAUGCCCGUGCAGAAGCUGCUCGGCAAUGCAGCUCUAGCGCCGUGGAUCGAGGGCUGCGAUUUCGCCUUGUAUCAGCGAAUGAUGAGCAUUAUUGCAGGGCUGACGCUGCAAGUCGUCCCCAAGCCCGUUCUUGAUACCCUUCGCAACAUCUCCGAGAGGUUAGUGCCGCACGUCCGCGAAUCUUUCCAAGGCCAGCCUCAGCAUGUGAUUGCCGCCAAAGAAGGCCCGGCUGCCAUCUUCGCCGGGCUCCUGGACAGGGCGCUCCGCGUCAACCUCACGGCCCAUGCUGCGGCCAACAUGCUGUCCAACCCAGCGAACCGGGACCAGAUGUACCUGGACUGGAUCACAAUGAUACGAGCUCGCAAGGUCGCGGAAUGUGUGCCGACACGCGGCAUGGACGAUGUGGUGGACUUGCUGGUGACGGAGAUGCGCGACUUGCUCGACCCGGUCAAUGUGCCUUGGGAGGUGGAGUGCCUUACCGUGUACGGCGAUGUGGCAUCUCGAAGCAACCGACAGCCGGACGAGAACAGCGGUGUCAACUCGACGGGCCAGAACGUACUGGACCGAUGGGUCGGCUUUAUGCAAGGGCUGCCGGAUAAGUUCCCGUACGCAUCGCACACAGACAUCGUUUGGUGCGUGGAGCGGAUCGGAACGGCGGUGAUGCGAGAUCUUACGCUGGCGCAGGGUAAGAGCUUCGGAUCCUGGUGGGUGACGAAGACAUGGGUCGACGAAAUGGUGGUAUUCCUCGCCGAGCAGGGAGGCUUCAUGAAGCAAAAGCCGCGGCAGCCAAGCUCCAAAAUGGAGGCGAGCCCGGAGGAGGCGACCAAGGAGACGAGCCGACAGAACUCGCGCUACAGCACCGGCAGCGAAGACGUGAACGUGCCCAACGUCUCUCAGUCGCAGCCAGGUCGCGCCCCGUUCCCGCCCCCGCCGAACGCCAGCCAGACGGCCACGGGAGGGACCAGUGGCGGCGGCGGCGCUGGCAACAGCGGUAACGCGGAUCCACACGACGACAGCGGAAUCAGCAUGCGGACGCCCGAGGACGACUUCCCCAUGGACAAGUACACGUUCUCGGGAGCGGACGGUGUGGGAAUGGUGGCGGGGACGGAGCUGGCGGUGGGAGGGGCUGCCUUAUAAGCAGACCAUGAAGCAUAUUGGGAGAACGGCGCAAAAAAGGAAGCCGGCAGGCAUGGGACGGUCGGCGUUUGGGAUGGUGCUUGAGUUGGGUGGCUUUAAUACCCAGUGCUGUUCUCGGAUCGGUACGCACGGAAGGGGGGAGGUGGCUACCGGGGCUACCCAGGGCUGGGGGAGAGUGACUAAUGACGGCGCGACGUGACGAUGGGGACGAGGCACGAUACAUAACGACGACGCUGUUGCUGAGGGGCUGUUUGCUCAACGGCCGGAGGUGGUGGCAACGGUGUCGGCGGCUGGCGGGUCUGUAUUUGACGAACGGCGGGCACGAGAGGCUUCAUGUGCCUUUUGGCUGGCAGUCGGGUUGGCUCCGACGGCGAUUACUUGUAUUGAUUGAUGUUAUGCACGGCCUAGGAUACACACUCGGGUGCAUGGACAGACAGCUGGCGGCUCUGGAUACCAAGAUAGGUGCCUAGACGACGCAAAGGCUGGUUUGCUUCUCGUUUGCCGGGGGCUAUUCGAUAUGCAUAUGCAGCGACUACGAUUCAAAGUGCCUGCGGCCGACGCGGUGCAAGUUCACAUGCGCGCCCAUGUGUUGGGGGCAACAUAUAUGGUGAUGGUGCCUCGGGGGCGGCCGGCAUUGGGCGCGCCCUCUGUGGUGAAGACGAGCAUGUGAGGUCGGCAUUUGGUCUGUGUUGAGUGAGGUGGGCGUGUUCUGCGAAGUAGGUACGAAUACGAGUCGGAUGCCGGGUGUGCUAAGG